UCUGCAUACGUCAUCGCUCCGCGCCGCGGCGAGGACUUUCCAGGCCGGGUCAGGGCAAUGGAGGCAACCGCGGCUCCGGCCGUGAGGGGGUUGCGCGCGGGCUGCUGUCGUCUCCGCUCCGGGGCAGGUUCUGAAAGAAAAUGGAGUUUGCAGUCAAAACAGACUUCUUUCAGAUUUUGUAGUACUGGAAUGACCUUGGACAACAUCAACAAGCCAGCCAUAGAUCGCAUAAUCAGGGUGGAUCAUGCAGGGGAAUAUGGGGCAAAUCGUAUUUAUGCUGGGCAAAUGGCUGUGCUAGGUAGAACUACAGUAGGACCAGUCAUUCAGCAAAUGUGGGAUCAAGAAAAGGACCAUCUGAAAAAGUUUAAUGAGUUAAUGGUCACUUUUAGAGUUCGACCUACUAUUUUAUUGCCUUUUUGGAAUGUUGCAGGGUUUGCUUUAGGUGCUGGAACUGCUUUACUUGGAAAAGAAGGUGCAAUGGCUUGCACUGUGGCAGUGGAAGACAGCAUAUCAAAGCAUUAUAACAACCAGAUCAGAACACUAAUGGAGGAGGAUCCAGAAAAAUACAAAGAAUUAUUGCAGAUAAUAAAGAAGUUCCGGGAUGAUGAGCUGGAGCACCAUGAUGCAGGGCUUGACCACGGUGCAGAAUUGGCACCAGCUUAUUCGCUUUUGAAGACUGCUAUACAAAUUGGAUGUAAAGCUGCAAUAUUUUUAUCAGAGCGAAUUUAGCGCUCUGUUUUUCAAUAAUAUAAAAGAUUAUGGUAUUAAAUUAAGACUUAACCAGCGCACUUGUGACAUGAAACUAAUAGAUACUUUUUACAGUAACUGACUUUUUCCCCCCCUUCUUUUUAUAAAGGAUCUGAUUCUGCCAGUCUUACUUAUGCUAAGUAGUAUCUUGCUCAAUAGGUAUUUUCAAUCGAAAUUAUUGGGGCUACCUGUGGAGUAAUAUACUUACAAUGUGAGUAUGGAUGGUAGAAUUGGGUCCUUAUUGACUAAAUCUAAAAUGAAAUUAAAAGGCUGUUUUUCAACGAAAAAAAUCUGCUGGUUUUGCAAGUAUUCACAAGGUGGCAGUAAAGCAUGUGUCUAUGUUAUAGUACAUACAUUUAGUAUUAGUCUUCUUUACUUGUACAGACUUUUAAAAAUGAGCUAAUCCUUCCAUUUAAUUUAAGAUGAUACAUUUAGCACAGAUUAUUUUCUGAGUUUUAUUUUCAGGGGAAGUAAAUAAAGUUCUGGUAAGAAUAUUUCCCUCAUAUGUCUCAAAUAAAGGUCUGUUAUUACAGGGCUCUAUUUCAUUGAUAUGACUUUCAACUUUGUAUUCUCCUUGGGCCUAAUUCUGAAGUUAUUUAGUCAAAAAUUCCCUUUGUCCUGAAUGUGUACAGAAAAAGUGGGCCCUAUAUACUUGAUUUAAAGCAGAAGGAGACAGAUACUAGCUGCAAUUAGUAACAGUGUUUCUUUUCAUGAGUUUUAGCUCUUCCUAUCCCAUUUCUUCUUGGAGAGAGACAUACCAGCUUUCACAGUGCAAGGGAAUAAGGUUCCCCAAACCUCUUAAAAGCACCCUAGCAUGAGAGCAAUUGAAGUAAACUAGACAAAAUUCUGACUGCAUCUUUCACAAGAAGUGCAUACUGUCAAUGCCUGGUGAUGACAGAGAAAUACAGACCGCUCCGUGCAAUAAUGCUCUUGGUAUAUCUUAAACUGGAGGGAUCACUACCAGUUCAUUCAACAGAAGUACAGAUUUUACAAAACUCCUUUCUAGAGCCCUGGGAUGUAGACAGUUAAUGGCUUCAAGCGGCCAAAGAGUAGGAUUCGGAUGUGAAUUUCCAGAUGAGACUGGUACAGCUUGUUUAGUAGGGAACUAUUCAUACAGUACAGGAGAUCUUGGGUCAUGUGGUGUCCACUGUUCCUUCUGCCUAAAGCACCUCUUGCCCAUUCUUCCAUUGUCACUGCCUUCUAGGGAAGAUGUAAUCAAAACGAAAACUUUAAAGGGAAUUCGGCACUGUUUUUUCACACACAAAUAUUCCUUUUUAACAUUUUAUAGUUUAAUAAUGAGUCAGGCCAAUUUAAUGCUACUUAUGGUAGAGACUAAACCACUUGCACUUCAAUGCAAAAUUUUCACAGUGACCUCUGCAGUGUUUAAGCAAAAUCACUUCCGGAAUGUAUGCCAGUUAGAUGUGCUGACCUAUUGAUAUAAAAUCAUUUGAGGUCACUGUUAAAUUUGUGUUAAAGUGCAAGUUUGAAGCUGGGAUACGUAUUGAUUUUGGUUGUCUGUUGGAGAUGAGCUUUCACUUCUAUCAACAGUGUUGUAUGAAGAUGGAAAAGAAUUUAAAAGUCUUUCCUCUUAAAUCAUGGAAACAAAAAGUUAAGGUUUUGGGUGGAGGGAGUGUGUCCUGUUCUUGUUUGCUAAUCUAGUUUUCAUCCUUUCUGUUGAAUGGAGAGCAUUUAGCUUGUUUGCCAGAUUAGAAAUAGAAUCCUUUUGUUGUUCAAGAUUAAAAGUUGUAGCAUAUCAAGUACUGUUUCUUACAGACAAACCGAACAGUGGUGGAGAAAUUAUUGAAAAGCUGGCUCACAAGUGGGGGGGUAGCCUUUUUUUUUUUUUUUUUUUUUUUUUGCAAAGGUGGGAAUCAGAAGGUGAGAAACAGAGGAUCUCAGAGGUACUGCUCAUGCCACUAUUAUUAAAGCGUUGUUAGCACUACCAGUAUAAAACCUCUUUUACAGGGGGGUUAUAAGUCAUCUGUAAAAAUUCAUUCCUAGCUAAAACUUAGUAUUUAAGGUUUCUGAAAAAGGAUGAUUUCCCUGCCCCCUUUCCCCACCUUAAAUUUGGUCAAAAAAAGUAGAUCUUCAAUAGAAACUUUUUGUAUGCUCCCUAUCACUAGUCACAAUGGCUUUUUAUAUAAACAGCAAC
Dermochelys coriacea (leatherback sea turtle) is the source of this 2899-nucleotide messenger RNA. It is a transcript of the gene COQ7, whose product is annotated as coenzyme Q7, hydroxylase. Gene Ontology annotation, molecular function: 3-demethoxyubiquinol 3-hydroxylase activity. The transcript is spliced from 6 exons. Gene Ontology annotation, cellular component: nucleus; mitochondrial inner membrane. Lineage: Eukaryota; Metazoa; Chordata; Testudines; Dermochelyidae. The coding region runs from base 58 to 729 and encodes 223 amino acids. Gene Ontology annotation, biological process: regulation of gene expression; ubiquinone biosynthetic process; determination of adult lifespan. The record is from RefSeq and is a predicted model, not a curated record.